AAUAUGGCAUUUAUCAAUGUGAUUAUUAUUAUUUUAUAUUUGGGAAUCAAUUUUAUCAAGUUUUAAUUUUAAUCUUAUACUACUGAAUAUACUACUAAUGUAUGGAAUUAAAUACAUUUGAAUAGAAGGAAAUAAAUGAAUUCAUAUUUGAUCAACCGAAUGAAAUUAUGGAAACACAGAAAAUAUUAUGAAUCUACCUAUCUAUCUAUGUGUAUUGUGUGAAUGAGAAGCUCUUAUAAAAACGUUAUUUUACAACAUACAUUGAGAAAUGAAUCAAAGAGACUUGAUCAAGUUUGAAAGUAGUGCUACAUUUUCAUUCACAAUCAUUUUGUAGUCACUGUAUGAAUUUUGAGCUACCUCUUAUUUUUAUGUAGUUCACAGUUAAUGGAUAUCAUGAAAAAAAUAUCAUAUAAACGUGAUUGAUUCAAACAUUAACUUUUGUAAAUUCACACAGCAACUCAUGGUGUUAUGGAGAUUCACGAAGGUCGUCGUCUUAUUCUGAAAUGCAAAGUGCAAGGUGAAACAAAUCCACAAAUUAAAUGGUUUAAAGAUAAUAAAUCUAUAAAUAUGUCAUUGCAUCCGAAUAUUAAAAUCACAUCUUCAACGAAGCAUUCAGAAUUACGAAUAGAACACGUCAUAACUAAUGACACUGGUAACUACUCCUGUCGAGGAGAAAGUCAACAGAAUCAAAUAAGCAAAUGGGUUUUUGUUUCGGUUUAUUCAGCUUGUCCAGUGAAUAUUUGCAAUAUGGGGACAUGUUUCAUUAUAAAUAAUAAUUCACUUUGUAGAUGUCCGGAGACACAUACCGGUGAAUUAUGUGAUCAACUUGUGUCAAAUGAUAAAAUCAAAAAUAAAUUAAUCAUGAAUACACAACCAAUUAAAAAGAAUCUAAACUAUCUGCAGUCGGAUUCAAAAUCAUCCUCGUCAGUUGACCUAAUUAAUUCUGUAUCAAUUCUAAAUGAUAAUAAUAAUAAUCAGCCUAAGCAAACUAUGGAACUAUUAUCAGAAAUAAAACGUGAAAAGUUCGAUUUGUGUACUCUUCCUGAAUUUCAAUUUACUACUGAUUGUCUACAUGUCAAAAGUCAUUUGGCUACAUUCAUUGGCACUGCAAUCACAUGUUCAAUGAUUAUAUUGCUAUUAACAUUCUGUGCAGCAUACUUUAGAAGGAAAAAACUCUUAAACAAAAGAAAACAAGAUUGUAAAUGUCUAUCGAAAGAAAAUGAAUCAGAACCUAUAAAUUCUAUUAAAUCAGCUGAUCAUAGAUCAUCGUCUGUUAUGAGAGAUACUAUAAAUAUUUUUAGCAAUGAUGAAGUUAAGCAUUCAUUCAGUUCAUUUAAAUCGGUAUCAUUUGAGGGUACAUUAUAUACAGAUUCUAUAGAUAAAAAUUCCAGAAACUUUAAUGUUGACAUACUUCAAUCGAGUAUUACAAAUUCAGAUUAUGGAGUUAUAACUCAAGGUAGUAAUAAUAGUAAUAUACAGAUAUCAAGUGACGGUAAAGAUAAUUUAACACAUAAUUGUUCAAAAAAAUUUCCCAAUUCUCCUUCAUCAUGUUCAAAUACUGCUUAUGUUGUAUGGACUACCACACCAGAAAUUAUUCGAGAUGAUGAACGAGAAUUAACCAACCAUUCAUUGGAUAAAAUACUAAUACACACAAAUGCUCAACAACAACAAAACUCAAAAGAGCAACAACUAAUUUUUUCACCAACAACUUCAUAUAUUUCAACUGCUUUACCAAAUUCACAAGAAAUUAUCUUAAAUAAUGAUGCAUUAUUUAAUCAAAAUGAUCUCAGUACACUUCUGUCGUCUACAGCAUCGUCAUCAACAGUACUAUCUGGACCUAAUUUAUAUAAUCCUGUAAAUGUUAAAUUAGCUGAUAUAAGUAACAAAAUGCAGCCGUCGAGUGGUGCUUCGGUACUGAACUCAAUAGAAGCUCCAAGUAAAUCAAACUAUAUUGUAAGUAAAUCACAAAAACCAAAAGAAACUGUACAAUCUUAUGCAUUUUGUACAAAUAUGGCAUAUUGUGAUUCGGUAACAAAUUCACAAAUAUCUAAUAUAUCUACAUUAAUUACGGAUAAUUCAUUACAAGAAUUUACAACAUUAGAUACAGUUUUACAAUCAGUUGAUGCAAAUGAAAAUGUUCUUAAACAUGUUUAUCAUACAGCAGAUACCUUAUUACCACAAUCAACAUCAUCAUUAUCAUCACCGUCUCCGAAUACAUGUGUUAUUGUUGAUCAAGAUCAUUUUAGAUUUGGUUCAAAUCUUGUCUAUUUUUGUCCUAAUUCAUAUCCGAAUAAUAAUUAAUUUAUUUUCACAUUGAACACCUCAUAUAUAUGAAGAUUAUUAAUGAGAUUUCACAUUCCAUAGUCUUAUCUAAAACAAUGUACACGUAUGUUUAAUAAGUAGAUAAUUCAUUAAAUUAAUUGUAUAUUUCAAUAAGAGUAAUGUACAAAAAGAAAGAAAGAAAAAGAAAAGAAAAAAAGGAAAAAAAAUACAUUCUACAUUUUAAUCUGUAUUUAUAAUUGAGUUCUGAGUUUACUAUUAUUUAGUUUAUUUCUAAAUUUAAUUUAAUCAAAAGCAGAAACCAACAUUUUCGUUUUUCUUGUUGUUGUUGCUGUUUUAAAUGUGUAUUAACUUUCAAUUUUGUUUUGUUUUAAACGCUUCAAUUAAUUGAUCAUUUUAAGUAGACCGAAAUUCAUUCAGACCAUAAAAAUAAAAGACGAUGUUCAAUCUAAUUGAUGCAUUUUUAAAUACACACACACACAAAGAAAAUGCAACUGUGAUUUAUGAUAAGUUUAACAUUUGAUUGUUUAAACUGCACUCAAUUUAAACCAGAAAUAAUUUGUCCUUUCAGUUCAUUUGGCAUGUGUGUUUCUUAGCGAGAAAAUGUUUUCUUUCUUUCUUCAGGAAACAGCUUUUGUGCAUAUCCUUUUUCAUAAUGAAUUGGCAUCAACUGGGUGACUGUUGAAACCAGGAAGAACCGGAAUGUUGCUUUAUCCUGCCUUGGACAAUUAUAGACUAAAAUCCAAGAACACUAAGCUUUAUGGAAAAGUGGUAUCUUGGAUGUGUUAUAUCCUAGUGAAGAUUAAAUUACGGGUAACUCCUGAGAACUAUUAAUGGACUAAUAUGAUAUAUAUAUUCUUAUUGUAUAAUGAUUUAGUAAUUAGAUUGUGUAUAUUUAUAUUCCUCUUAUUAUAAGUUUCAUUUAGACUUAUGAAUUAUGAAUUAUUGCUGUU
This is a messenger RNA of Schistosoma haematobium, 3233 nucleotides long. RefSeq lists its product as uncharacterized. The transcript is spliced from 10 exons. NCBI's taxonomy places the organism in Eukaryota, Metazoa, Platyhelminthes, Trematoda, Strigeidida, Schistosomatidae. The coding region runs from base 469 to 2301 and encodes 610 amino acids. The record is from RefSeq and is a predicted model, not a curated record.